This is a messenger RNA of Asparagus officinalis (garden asparagus), 1377 nucleotides long. RefSeq names its product sorbitol dehydrogenase. The record is from RefSeq and is a predicted model, not a curated record. NCBI's taxonomy places the organism in Eukaryota, Viridiplantae, Streptophyta, Magnoliopsida, Asparagales, Asparagaceae. The transcript is spliced from 6 exons. Gene Ontology annotation, molecular function: oxidoreductase activity, acting on the CH-OH group of donors, NAD or NADP as acceptor; zinc ion binding. Bases 142 to 1215 code for a protein of 357 amino acids.
AUAUCAGUUGUCAGCGUUCUUUUCUUUGGGAUAGAUAAAACACCUCUUUUUUAAUUAUCCCCAAAGUUUGAUUAUAUAUAUAUAUAGAGAGAGAGAGAGAAAGAGUGAGUGAGUGAGUGAGAGGGAGAGAGAGAGAGAGAAAUGGGAAAAAGAGGAGAUGGAGGUGAAGAGAACAUGGCAGCUUGGCUGGUUGGUGUAAACAAUCUCAAGAUCCAACCAUUCAAACUCCCACCUCUUGGCCCACAUGAUGUUAGAGUUCGGAUGAAGGCUGUGGGUAUAUGUGGCAGCGAUGUUCACUAUCUUAAGACGAUGAGAUGUGCACAUUUUGUUGUUAAAGAACCGAUGGUGAUCGGACAUGAAUGUGCUGGCGUCAUUGAAGAGGUUGGGAGUGAAGUGGCGUCUCUAGUUGCAGGUGAUCGCGUGGCAUUAGAGCCCGGGAUCAGUUGUAUGCGCUGCAAACAUUGCAAGGGUGGGCGAUACAACCUUUGUCCAGAGAUGAAGUUCUUCGCGACUCCCCCUGUGCAUGGCUCUCUUGCUAAUCAGAUAAUCCAUCCUGCUGAUUUAUGUUUCAAGCUCCCUGACAAUGUGAGCUUGGAGGAAGGAGCAAUGUGUGAGCCCCUUAGCGUUGGAAUCCAUGCUUGCCGCCGUGCUGUGGUUGGUCCUGAAACAAGUGUGUUGAUUAUGGGAGCUGGACCUAUAGGAUUAGUGACAAUGCUUUCAGCCCGAGCUUUUGGCUCGCCGAGAAUCAUUGUGGUGGAUAUCGAUGAUCAUCGUCUUUCAGUUGCAAAGUCUCUUGGUGCUGAUGGUGUUGUAAAGGUUUCUACCAACAAUCAGGAUGUGGACGAGGAGGUAACUAAGAUACAGUAUGCUAUGGGCACCGAAAUUGACGUGAGCUUUGAUUGUGCUGGCUUUAGCAAAACAAUGUCAACAGCCCUAAAUGCAACUCGUGCUGGUGGUAAAGUUUGCCUUGUGGGUAUGGGACAUAACGAGCUGACAAUUCCUCUAACCCCUGCUUCUGCGAGGGAGGUUGAUGUCAUUGGUAUCUUCCGUUACAAGGACACUUGGCCGUUAUGCCUUGAAUUUCUGAGGACUGGAAAAAUUGAUGUGAAACCUUUGAUAACACAUCGAUAUGGUUUUUCACAGAAGGAGGUAGAGGAAGCAUUUGAAAUGAGCGCUAGUGGAAGUACUGCAAUCAAAGUGAUGUUUAAUCUCUAGAUUUCAAGAUGAUGGAUAAUGUGAAAAUUAAAUAAAUAAAUCGAAGGCUAUAUCUUGUAUAAAUACUGAUAAAUUCUGUGGAGAAAUACUAUGGAAGAGAACCAUUGUUAUCUAAGCUUUGACUAUAUGGAGAAAUAAUAUAACCAUUCACUAACCUUAUUA